This is a messenger RNA of Jatropha curcas, 774 nucleotides long. Lineage: Eukaryota; Viridiplantae; Streptophyta; Magnoliopsida; Malpighiales; Euphorbiaceae. The record is from RefSeq and is a predicted model, not a curated record.
AUCAGUCCGUGCAACGUAAUUAAAUCCCAAAUUUCCAACUCUCUCUAAAAUUUUCAAGGACCUUCUCCUAUAAAUUCAUCCAUUUCUUACGCCAAAAUCAAAACACAAACAAAGUUUAACCAUGGGGAAGGUGAUUAGCAUAACCUUGUGCACUGUGUUCCUGGCAUUUCUAAUAGCUGGAGUGAGUUCCCAAAGUGCGUCUAAUGUGAGAGCAACCUACCAUUACUACAAUCCUGCACAAAAUGGAUGGGAUUUGAAUGCUGUAAGUGCUUUCUGUUCUACUUGGGAUGCUGGCAAGCCUCUCGCAUGGCGCCAGAAGUAUGGAUGGACUGCCUUCUGUGGACCGGUCGGACCUCGAGGACAAGCUGCUUGUGGCAAAUGCUUAAGGGUGACUAACACAAGAACAGGAGCUCAAGUGACAGCAAGAAUAGUUGAUCAGUGUAGCAAUGGAGGGUUGGACUUAGACUAUGAAGGCGUUUUCCGGCCGUUAGACACAGACGGAAAUGGGUAUAAUCAAGGCCACCUUAUAGUCAACUACAACUUUGUAGAUUGUGGGGAUUACACCAAUUAAUUUAUUAAUUGGUUCCAAUAAAUGUAGUUCCUGUAUUAGCAGAAAAUAAAUGUUUCCUGUAUAAUAAGAAAGCUCGCUGCUUGUAAUCUCACGUUCUUGAGUGAAAAAUAAAAAUAUGAAUAUACAGAGCUCAUUCAUUUGACUCUGUUAAGGAAACAGUUGCACGUUUCUAAGUUAACUAAAGCAAAUUCAGUUUGAAGGAA